Molecule: messenger RNA, 2452 nt
Organism: Mus pahari (shrew mouse)
Lineage: Eukaryota; Metazoa; Chordata; Mammalia; Rodentia; Muridae
Gene: Cnppd1
Product: cyclin Pas1/PHO80 domain containing 1
Exons: 10
Coding region: 589-1812 (407 amino acids)
Biological process (GO): regulation of cyclin-dependent protein serine/threonine kinase activity
Cellular component (GO): nucleus; cyclin-dependent protein kinase holoenzyme complex
Molecular function (GO): protein kinase binding; cyclin-dependent protein serine/threonine kinase regulator activity
Source: RefSeq, a predicted model, not a curated record
GAUGCCACGUGACGUGCCCUAACAGCCCGGAUGGGACGCCCGCGCGUGCGCAGUGGCCGCUGUCGUGAUCCUGCACCCACGAAGGGCGGCUGGAGACCUCUUUGUCGCGUGAGGUCCCGCCCGGAGGCAGUGGGCUUCCAGGCCCCCAGGAUCUUGACUAGAAUCUGCGUGGGAUCGGGAAGGGCGGUGCCAUCCCCAUUACUCAACCCUCUUCGCCUCCAGUCCCCUCCCCUCAGCGGAUAAACAAACACCAUCGCGUGACUUUAAUGACUUCAAAGCAGCUUCACCAACUUCAAAGUUGCUUCUUCCUUCUUGGAGCGUCCGCCCUCUUUCUCCCCAAAAUCUCUCAGCCGCAAAUUGGUUGGAAGGCGUGUUUGAAAAUAAAACAUCCAGGCUCUGUUUACUUCGGGGAGACCUGUUUAUUGAGGCUUCAUAUCUUUUGAGAUCAUUUAAUUGCUGGAGUAACCCUACAGAAUACAGUAUGUAUUCGAGUUUUACAGUUUCAAACUUCUAAGGGGGCGUAAAGAGUCAACAGAUUCCCUCCCACCUUGUUCACAGUUCUCCCACCGGGUGGCGGCUGACAGAGCGAUGGACCUGACUGGGCUCCUACUGGACGAAGAAGGCGCCUUCUCCCUCACCGGUUUCCAAGACUUCAUGGUCCUUCCGGGACACCAAAAGCUAAGCGCUCGAAUUCGAAGGAGACUCUAUUAUGGCUGGGACUUGGAGACAGACUGCAACCUGGAGGAGCUCUCCAGCCCUGUGGCAGACAUUACUGUGGAACUUCUUCAGAAGGCAGCACCCAGUCCUAUUCGUCGCCUCCAGAAAAAAUAUGUAGCCCACGUGUCCCGAGAGGCUUGUAUCUCCCCUUGUGCUAUGAUGUUAGCUCUGGUGUACAUUGAGCGGCUCCGGCACCGGAACCCAGAUUAUCUGCAGCACGUGUCGUCUUCUGAUUUGUUUCUGAUCUCCAUGAUGGUGGCUAGUAAAUACCUUUAUGAUGAAGGGGAGGAAGAGGAGGUCUUCAAUGACGAAUGGGGAACAGCUGGGGGAGUUGCUGUGGCCACCCUCAAUGCCUUGGAAAGGAGCUUCCUGAGUGCCAUGGAUUGGCGUCUCUACACUGAUCCUCGGGAGAUCUUUGAGGUGCUAAGUUGGCUGGAGAGCUGUGUGGCUGAGCAGCAGGGACGGCGGCGGGGCUGGUACACCUACACAGACCUGUGUGUGCUGCUAGAGCAGCCAACAUGGCAGCUGGUUCUGGGCUCCCUCUGCCAGCGGCUGGUAAAGCUGUCCUGCCUGUUAGCCGUGGCGUACGUGAGCAGCGUGGCUCUAGCUGUAGCAUCAGUGGCUGUAAUACACCAGUCCUUGGGGCUGUCCUCCAGCCCCUCACCAGGUCCUCCAGAACUCACACUGGUCUCCAAGAGCCUUGUGCAGCCCUGUGUACCUGUCCCUGUGUCACAGUGCCUGACUAAUGUCUCCAGCUGCCUGGAAGGCGAUGUAGACUUGCCUUCACUCUGGAGUAGUCUUCUGGCCCCAUUGACACCCCCUCUGAGACCUCCCCCAGACCCUCCUGCCCCUCCUACUCCUCUCCACAAAUGCCCCUUUUGCCAGAAGUUCCAGAGAAACCCCCCAAACUGCCGUGCCUGGCACACUAACCGUACGGUGUCUAUUGGGCCUUCCCGCCCCUUUCACCACACCCAUGGCCUGGCCCCACCUUGGUUCUGGAGCCCAGUGGCCCCUCCAUUUCUCCAGCCCCAGCAGUGUUCGCUUUUUAGUGUCAUGGAGCUGGCUCGUCUCAAGUCUGUCAUUUCCCCAGGCUAGGUACGGCUCUGAGGAGUGCUUUAAGAGGGUGUGGGAGUCCUUGAGAACCUGGAAGAGGAAAACUUGAUUUAGAUUUUUGCUACCUCUCUGGGCCCUUGGCUGGUCCCCUGUCCUCCUGGGUAGGAGCAUAAGGGAUUAUGGGGGCAGCACAAGGUCAUUCACUCUCCUAGACCUCAGAGUCUGGCUAGCAGGCUAGGACACCAGUGGUGCCUGGGACAGUGCCAGCUCAGUGACCAGAGGCAUGCCACAGAUGACAGAGAACCACCUAUAUCUCUCUGCCUCCACAAGCCCAGGGAAGUAGAUUUUUGCUUUGAAGUUUCCAAAGAUGGAAAAGUAAAGGUGGGAGGUGUGGGAAGUGGAGGAGGAGAGGACUGAUGUGGAUCUCUGUGAUGUCUCUGAGGCUGAGAACCACGAGGAGAGCUGCUGAGGGCCAGGAGGCUCCCUGUCACGGCCAAGAAUUGCUGGGUCCUCUAACUUGUCCCUUUGUCUUCCAACCGUAGCUUCUGCGCCAAGACUUCCCACUCUGCCUUUUUGGGUGUCCCCUUUACAGGCCACUCUGGGUGCCACUGCUUUGUAUCUGGGUUUUUCACGCUUUUAUAGAAUUGAGGUUUCAAUAAACAGUUUCUGUUGCAUGGCUUGG